AUGGCUAAACAAGUGUCACAUUUCAACCCUCUGGCUCUGUACAAUCUGUUUUCCGCUGGAUUGUGGGGGUACCUGCUCUUCAAAGUCAUUUUUGAAUACUCGAAAUUGGGGCAACCUGCGUUUUACGAAUCGACCAAGAAUUCACUAACCUAUGUUCAAUUGGGAGCUCUGAUUGAGAUUCUGAACUCGUUGUUAGGCAUUGUACGUGCACCAUUGCUCACUACCCUGGCUCAAGUCGCUUCCAGACUUCUCAUUGCGGUUGGAAUUUUUCAAUAUGUUCCAGACGCUCCAAACGCACGCGCAUGGCCCUAUGUGUCCUUGAUUUCUGCAUGGUCUGCUACAGAAGUUGUGAGAUACUUGUUUUACUACUUUAAUUUGACCUCUAGUUCCGGUGCACCGGUUUUUCUGCAGAUCUUGCGCUACAAUAUGUUCUGGGUCCUGUACCCCCUGGGCGUUUUGUCUGAACUUUUGAUCAUUUAUUCCGCGUUGCCCCUCGUCGAAACAAGAUUUGGCAUUGUCUACCACCGUUUACUUAUCGUGGCAAUGCUCACGUACAUCCCGGGCUUCCCCAUGCUAUUCACACACAUGAUGGUCCAGAGAAAGAAAACCAUGAAGGCUCUUUUCUCGCAAAAGAAGAAACGUACCGAAAAGGCUGACUAG
Messenger RNA from Lachancea mirantina, 660 nucleotides. The record is from the annotation of a GenBank genome assembly. Lineage: Eukaryota; Fungi; Ascomycota; Saccharomycetes; Saccharomycetales; Saccharomycetaceae.